AUGGUUCACAAAACAAAAAACCAGCUCCGAAGGGAACGUGCGAAGCAGAAGAAGAGCUUGUCUGAGACCGUCCAGAAGCAGCCCUCUGAUAUUCAAAAUGAUGUGAAUGGGGCAGAAACACCGGAAUCGCCCGUAGACGUGGUCGUUGAAGACGCCCCUCUAGACGGUUUUGCUGAUUACCAGGCUAUCCUUGAUAAAUUCAAUAGGCCGAGGGAAUCGCCAAGAGAGGACGCACAUCACGAUGAACAGAAACCAGAAGAGGCUAAGUCGGAGUACGAGGGGUUUGAAAAAGAUGAUCUUCCGGAGCAGCUAUCAAAACGUCAGUUCAAGAAAAAGUACCAAAUUCCGUUGGCAUACUUGAAAGCCGAGUCGGACAGACCUGAACUCUUGGAGAUGGCCGACGUCAACUCACCGGAUCCGCGACUUCUCGUGUAUCUAAAAACACUUCAUAAUGCGAUUCCUGUGCCGCAACACUGGGGUGCUGCCAAAGGAUUUCUAAUGGGCAGAAGAAACUACGACAGGCCUCCUUACCAGUUGCCUAAAUUCAUUGCAGAUACGGGAAUCAUACAGAUGAGGAGCUCGAUGAACGAUAAAGAAACAACCUUGAAACAGCGAAUGAGAGAAAGAGUGCAACCACGUAUGGGUCAACUAGACAUCGAUUUCAACAAAUUGUACGACGCAUUUUUCAAAAACCAGACAAAGCCGGAUCUCCUGCGCUAUGGAGAAGUCUAUUUUGAAGGCUUGGAGAGCAUCGAGCUCCUUGGACCCUUCAAAGUCAGCAAGUAUCGCCCAGGUGUCAUGAGUCAUCGCCUCCGUGAAGCUCUGGGCAUGAUUGGUCCCAAAUCGAAAUUGCCACCAUGGUAUGAAAAAUUCCAGAAACUUGGACCACCGCCAGCUUAUCCUUAUAUGCGCAUCAACUCAGACGGAACCGUCUCUUUUGACAAAGACCAAAGGACUGUGAUCAACAGAGCAGAGCCUGUGGAUCGCACGAGGUGGGGAGAAUUGGAAGAAGUAUACGAGAGCGAGAGUGAAGAGGAAGCAAAUCAAAGAGCAGAGGAAGAAGAAGACCAGCGGCCCUCGCGAACUGAGCAAGAGCCGGGCACACAGUACGUCGCUUCUGCAGGGGAUGUGUUUAUUGAUAGCCUCGAAGCUGAGAGCGCUCCAUCAAAGAACUCCCAAGCGCAGCGAGAUGCCGACGAAACGGACGAUGGUCGUCCCAAGAAGCUCUACACAGUUCUGAAGGAGAAAAAAGGCGGACAUCACGAAAGCAUCUACGGUUCCGAAACUCUCGCUUACGAUCUGAAACGCACCGGAGACGACGAAUCUGUGCCGCCUUCGAAGAGGCGCAAGGGACUACACAAUCACGAAAAGAAAGAAGAGAAAUUUAGAUUUUGA
Molecule: messenger RNA, 1395 nt
Organism: Ogataea haglerorum
Lineage: Eukaryota; Fungi; Ascomycota; Pichiomycetes; Pichiales; Pichiaceae
Exons: 1
Coding region: 1-1395 (464 amino acids)
Biological process (GO): mRNA splicing, via spliceosome
Cellular component (GO): nucleus; U2 snRNP; catalytic step 2 spliceosome
Source: RefSeq, a predicted model, not a curated record